Molecule: messenger RNA, 913 nt
Organism: Aspergillus aculeatus ATCC 16872
Lineage: Eukaryota; Fungi; Ascomycota; Eurotiomycetes; Eurotiales; Aspergillaceae
Exons: 1
Source: RefSeq, a predicted model, not a curated record
GCCUCAGACAGCCACAACUACCCGACCGACACGACCCCAAUGGAUCUCAACGCAGACGACCAGGAACAAAACUACACGACCAUGCGCGCGCAGCGCCAACACAUCUCGCGCCUGCAGUACUGCAACCCCACCGACCUCGAGGCUAUCCGCUUGGCCCUGAUCUCCGAGGACGAGGCCCUGCGCACCGCCGUCUCGCACAGCUACUCCACCUGUGAAGACGACUGGCACCCCAGCUCGCUCCCGCCGCAGUCGUCCCCGCGCCGACGCGCCCUGACGGCGUCGCGGGGCAGUCGGUUCCGCCCGGCCACGGAAUCGAUCUCCUCCACUUCCUCCGUCCCAUCAUCCUCGUCGCUGGCGGAAUACACGCGUUCCCGGAGAAAGAGCAGCGUCAGCGCGCUGCAGUCAUCCCAUCGGAUCGAGAAGAGCUAUCAGCUCGGCUCCACCCGCGACCUGCAGAAGAAGAGCGAGCAGGGUCUGCGACGAAAGAGUCUCGUCAGUGCAGCGCUGGCUUCGAUGGUUGAAUAAGGUCGUGCUUGUCUCCUGUCUUCCUGAGAACCAAUGUCUAUCUCUUUUCUUGGGGUAUAUAUGUCCAACAUCCUUGAGCGAGGUGCAUACCAUUUAUCGCUUCGAUACCUGCUUCGAUUCUCCCCUUUCUCCAUUUCCCUUUUUUCCUUUUAUUUCACUUUUCUUUUCUGAAUCACUUUUCUUGCACUAUAUCCGGGUGUACAUUCUUCAUCUUCAUCUCUGUUACUAUUGCCAUCUAUCUUCUUUCAGGGUUUGGAAUUGCUUGUGCAUUGUGUGCAUAUCGAAAGAAAGAUACCCAGACUGUCUGCUUGGUUGCCUCGGACGUUCUAUUCCUUUGUUUGUUUUUUGUCUUUUGGUGCAUUCAUGUUGGUGCGACCCUCAAAUUCGG